Molecule: messenger RNA, 547 nt
Organism: Tarenaya hassleriana
Lineage: Eukaryota; Viridiplantae; Streptophyta; Magnoliopsida; Brassicales; Cleomaceae
Exons: 4
Coding region: 32-547 (171 amino acids)
Biological process (GO): xylulose metabolic process
Cellular component (GO): cytosol
Molecular function (GO): D-xylulokinase activity
Source: RefSeq, a predicted model, not a curated record
CUUUAUUAGAAUAGUCAAAAUAAUUUGUUAGAUGUGGGUUUUGAUUUGUGGGGGUAACUCACUCGAGUGUGCGUGUGAAGUUAUUCGUAAUAUUCGGGAAUAUGUUCCCAUGGCCGGCAAUGGAGGAAUUCGAGCAGAAAGGCUGUACCUGGGCAUGGAUUUUGGUACUUCCGGCGCUAGGUUUUCCGUCAUCGAUGACCGAGGAGGGGUUCGGGCCGAGGGGAAGAGAGAGUAUCCCCGAUUCAUGAGGGAAGAGGGUAUGGACUGGGCAAGCUCAUGGAAAGCAACUCUUUUUUCACUGCUCGAGGAUAUUCCCAUUAGCAUCCGAUCCCUCGUCUCAUCCAUUUCGCUUGAUGGGACUUCCGGGACAACGUUGAUUCUAGGCAGUGGAAGUGGAGAACCUUUGUGUCGGCCUUUUCUGUACAAUGAGAGCUGCCCAGACGCUUUGCCUGAGGCAAGGAAUCAGCCGUAUUGUUGCAUCAGGCAGAUUGGUUGCUGUGGUUACUUCAUGGCAGACUCGGUGUCUCAGACUACAACAAUGCCUUAA